Messenger RNA from Heterobasidion irregulare TC 32-1, 1146 nucleotides. RefSeq lists its product as uncharacterized. The annotation marks the transcript as partial. The record is from RefSeq and is a predicted model, not a curated record. Gene Ontology annotation, cellular component: Set3 complex. NCBI's taxonomy places the organism in Eukaryota, Fungi, Basidiomycota, Agaricomycetes, Russulales, Bondarzewiaceae. Gene Ontology annotation, biological process: regulation of transcription by RNA polymerase II. The transcript has a single exon.
AGCGCCCAGUCACGAACUGCAGAAACAAGAUGCGAUGAGACACCGAUCCGAGGGGACUCUGUAGCAAGCACAGUCCCACCAUCUCCCCUCGUUGUUCUCGCAGACCUUCCCACGAUAGCAAUAUCAGAGGAUCCUCUUGUUCAUGUCGAGCGAACUGGCGAGUCCAACGAUCAACAGCACGGUUCCUCCCCCUUAUCUUCCGGCGAUCAUUUUUCCAACUUGAGAACCCCUUCCCCUCCGCGUGUACCACCAGACGUCAUUGUCAUUCCUCUGGCAAAUGAAAUGCAAGAAGAACUGCAAGAAGCUUUGAUAGGAGAUACGGUUGUGGAGACCUCUUUGAAACCUGUAGACCUUAUUGUCAACCAGCCUCCAGAUCAGCUUUUACAGCAGCUUCCAAUGCCUGUAGUUCCCUCAAACUUUGUCCCUUUCGUCGGGGAAGCAAGAUCAUUGCAGGAGGCUCUCCGAGUAGUUGUAGCAGCGCGACAACAAUUUGACCACCAAUCUCGCGAGGAGCGUGUUGACCCUGUACUUUUAUCGAACAAGGCCAUCGCCGAGCAGCCUCCAGCUUCCUCUACAUCCCCAGAAACUUUGAUUCAGGCGAUGAUGACAGGCGAACGUGGUGCUGUUAGGCUCCGGAGAUUUCAUGAACUUCGCCCCACCCUGGUCCAGCGCAUAGCUGAACGCCAGGAAACAGUAGAAGAGAAGACGAAGCGGCUUCGGAAGGAAUACACCGAGCUUCACGAUUCGUGGGUUGCGCAUUGCGCUCUGCUUGAUAGUCAGGGUCAGACAAACCCAGGGGACGAAAUGGCGACUGUUUCUGGGCGGACGACUCGUCGAUCAGCUGCUGUGCUCGGAGAUGCUGUCCGCUCAGACUUAGAGAUGGAGCAGAUCAUCGCAAGCUUGGGCAACGAGGACUUGACAGACCCGGCUCAUCUAGCUCUUCGUAACAUCGCUGUCAUUCCCGACAUGAUCUCGGUCACGCAUGGAAGGGUCGACGCACUGUUUGAUGAUACAAAUAAUCUCGUGGAAAACCCUGCCGCGUUCUAUGAUCCUAGUCCCAGUGUUGCGGCAUGGACAGACGAAGAGCAACAAGAAUUCUUCGAGAAAUUUGCUGCGCAUCCGAAGCAGUUUGGAAUCAUCGCCAAG